AUGCCUUGGGGUUGGGAGUGUAGGUCCCGGUUGGUGAAACAAGUACAAACGAAACCAACGGAAAGACGGCGCGUUCCGGGUGAUGACCUCCAACUACCAGGACCUGGACAAUAUGACCCACCGGAAAUAUUCUGUGGUAAAGGCUUCUCAAAAAUAAAGCAAUCACCAGCAUACACAUUCGGACACCGAACUCCCCUGCUCGGCAAACCGGCAGCCAUGCCCAACGCACCCAUGUUCAACAUACAAGGCAUGGCACGCAAAGGUUGCCACAGAAUUACUCACAGUAUAAUAAGACCACACUGCAUACCUCCCGGGUUCCGAAUGAAGAUACCUGGUCCAGGAGCGCACUCGCCUCAAGAUCUGGCUCAAAUCAAGCGACCUCCAGCGUACUCGAUGAGAAUCGCCGCCAAACCUCCGUACGAGCCUUAUGACAUGUGGACUUGCCCACCUAAUAUGUACAAUCCGUAUAUACCGAAAAAAAGCGCCCCAGCAUUUAGCUUUGGGCCUUCAAGUCGACAAUUAAAGCCACAGAACAUACCAGGGCCUGGAGACCAUGACCCCAAGUUUGAAUACGUAAAAAAGACAAAGCCAGCAUUCUCUUUCGGAGCACCAUUUAGAAAUCCAAGAGGAUUUAAAACGCCCGCUCCUAACACGUACUGUGAGAAAAAGUACAUGUAUACGAAGCCAUCUACGCCUGCACCAUCGUUCGGUAUACGACACUCCCCUUAUGUGGGCAAACCAGCAGUAUACCUAAAACCUUCAAAACUGGAACUACUGGCAAAAGAUCUCGCUUAAUUUAUGUAUCGUAUUGUGAUAUUAACGAAUACAGCCAUUAUUUGUUUGCUGAUAAUCGUGUGUACAUAAGUUAUGAAUGUUUCAUUCGAAAUUUUAAACCACU
Messenger RNA from Pectinophora gossypiella (pink bollworm), 898 nucleotides. RefSeq names its product outer dense fiber protein 3-like protein 2. The record is from RefSeq and is a predicted model, not a curated record. NCBI's taxonomy places the organism in Eukaryota, Metazoa, Arthropoda, Insecta, Lepidoptera, Gelechiidae. Bases 1 to 795 code for a protein of 264 amino acids. The transcript is spliced from 5 exons.